Messenger RNA from Manis javanica (Malayan pangolin), 6538 nucleotides. RefSeq names its product envoplakin (gene EVPL). Gene Ontology annotation, cellular component: membrane; cytoskeleton; intermediate filament. The record is from RefSeq and is a predicted model, not a curated record. Gene Ontology annotation, molecular function: structural molecule activity; cadherin binding. Gene Ontology annotation, biological process: intermediate filament cytoskeleton organization; wound healing. Lineage: Eukaryota; Metazoa; Chordata; Mammalia; Pholidota; Manidae.
GUGCCCAGCUGCCCCACCUUGCCAGAGCCCAGCUGAGCAGCCAGCGAGGACACACGCCUCCUGCCCACCACGCCCGACGGCCCUCCUGCGCCUGCCGAGCCCAGCCUGAGCUGGCACCUGCCUUUAGCACCAUGUUCAAGGGGCUGAGCAAAGGCUCCCAAGGGAAGGGGUUCCCGAAGGGCUCCCCGGCCAAGGGCUCCCCUAAGGGCUCCCCCAGCAAGCACAACCGUGCUGCCACCCAGGAGCUGGCCCUGCUCAUCUCCCGCAUGCAGGCCAACGCUGACCAGGUGGAGAGGGAUGUCCUGGAGACCCAGAAGAAGCUACAGCAGGACCGGCUGCGCAGCGAGCAGAGCCAGGCCCUGCAGCACCAGCAGGAGACAGGCCGCAGCCUGAAGGAGGCCGAGGUGCUGCUGAAGGACCUCUUCCUGGAUGUGGACAAGGCCCAGCGGCUCAAGCACCCACAGGCAGAGGAGAUUGAGAAGGACAUCAAGCAGCUGCACGAGCGGGUGGCCCAGGAGUGUGCCGAGUACCGCGCCCUGUAUGAGAGGAUGGUGCUGCCUCCUGACGUGGGGUCCAGGAUUGACUGGGCCCGUGUGCUGGAGCAGAAACAGAAGCAGGUCUCUGAGGGCCACUAUGGGCCAGGCGUGGCGGAGCUGGAGCAGCAGAUUGCUGAGCACAACAUCCUGCAGAAGGAGAUCGAGGCCUAUGGGCAGCAGCUGCGCAGCCUCAUAGGGCCGGACGCAGCGCCCAUCAGGAACCAAUACCGGGACAUACUGAAGGCAGCCUCAUGGCGCAGGCAGAGCCUGGGCAGCCUGUACACGCACCUGCAGGGCUGCACACGCCAGUUGAGUGCCCUGGCCCAGCAGCAGCGCCGCAUCCUGCAGCAGGACUGGAGCGACCUCAUGGCGGACCCAGAGGGCGUGCGGCGGGAGUACGAGCACUUCAAGCAGCAGGAGCUGCUGAGCCAGGAGCAGUGUGUGAACCAGCUGGAGGACGAUGGCGAACGCAUGGUGGAGCUCGGGCAUCCGGCUGUGGGGCCCAUCCAGGCCCACCAGGAGGCCCUGAAGAUGGAGUGGCAGAACUUCCUGAACCUGUGCAUCUGCCAGGAGAGCCAGCUACGGCACGUGGAGGACUACCUCAGGUUCCAGGAAGAGGCCGACUCCAUCAGCCAAACCCUGGCAAAGCUCAACUCCAGCCUGGACACCCAGUAUAGUCCUGCCCCUGGGGGUCCCCCUGGUGCCCCCACAGAGCUGCUGCAACAGCUGGAGGCAGAGCAGCAGCAGCUGGCCAUCGCCGAGAAGACUGUCGGGGCCCUGCAGCGGCAGAGCCAGGAGGUGGCCCCUCUGCAGCAGCGCAGGACCCCUCCCCAGCAGCCCCUGCAUGUGGACAGCAUCUGUGACUGGGACUCUGGAGAAGUGCAGCUGCUGCGGGGUGAGCGGUAUACGCUGAAGGACAACACGGACCCGCACACCUGGGUCGUGCAGGGCCCAGGUGGGGAGACCAAGCAUGCCCCAGCCGCCUGCUUCUGCAUCCCGGCUCCAGACCCUGCAGCCGUGGCCAGGGCCUCCAAGCUGGCCUCGGAGCUGCAGGCCCUGAAGCAGAAGUUGGCCACAGUCCAGAGCCAUGUGAAGGACAGUGCUGUGCACCCCUUACGACCUGGCCAGCAGGGUACCAAGGGCUGGCCGGGGACCUGGGGCAGUGCCCUGGACCCUCACAGGCACCCUAUCCCCCCAGCUCCGACCAACUCAGCCCCAGUCGACCCACAGGCCCAGAAGCUCCUGACACAGAUGACCCAGCUGGGCAGGGACCUGGGGCAGAUAGAGGAGCAGGUGCUGGCCUGGGCCCGGACCCCGCUGAGCCGCUCCGCUCCGCUGGAGGACCUGGAGGGUCGCAUCCAAAGCCACAAGGACACAGUGCAGCGGCUGCAGAGCCUGGGAGCAGAGAAGGCCGCCGCCCAGCAGGAGUGUGAGGAGUCUCUGUCUGCACAGCCUGUGGGCCCUGACGCUCUGCAUCUGCCUGUGGCCCUCAACAAUGUCAAGAACAAGUACAGAGACAUGCAGAUUCUCUGCAACCUCUGUGGAGAGAAAGCCAUGGCCACCCUGGGUCUGGAACGGCAGAUCCAGGACGCAGACAGGGUCAUCCGAGGCUUUGAGUCUACCCUGGUGCAGGAGGCCCCCAUCCCUGCUGGCCCGGGUGCACUGCAGGAAAGGGUCAGCGAGCUUCAGCGCCAGCGGAAGGAGCUGCUGGGGCAGCAGGCCUGUGUGCUGGGGCUGCACCGGGAGCUGAAGGCCACUGAGCAUGCGUGUAGCGCUCUGCAGAACAAUUUCCACGAGUUCUGCCAGGACUUGCCUCGCCAGCAGCGCCAGGUGCGGGCCCUCACCGACCGCUACCACGCCGUAGGGGACCAGCUGGACCUGCGGGAGAAGAUGCUGCAGGAUGCCAGCCUCACCUACCAGCAGUUCAAGAACUGCAGGAACAACCUGAGCUCCUGGCUGGAGCACGUGCCCAGCAACCAGGUGCGGCCCAGUGACGGGCCCAGCCAGAUCUCCUACAAGCUGCAGGAGCAGAAGAGGCUGCUGCAGGAGAUCCGGGGCCACGAGCAGGACAGAGCUGCGGCGUGCCGUCUCUCCCAGGAGCUGCAGGCAGCUCUCCAGGACUACGUGCUGCAGGCAGACACCUACUGCUAUUCCCUGGAGCCCACGUGGGCAGGGCCAGCCCCCAAGAGACCUCGAGCGGCUCCCCUGCAGGAGAGCAUCCAGGCCCAGGAGAAGAACCUGACUAAAGCCUAUACUGAGUUUGCAGCUGCCCACCAGCAGCAGCUGCACCGGCUGGAGUUUGCCAGCAAGAUGCUGGAGAAGAAGGAGCUCAGUGAGAACAUCCAGGUGACCCAUGAUGAACAAGCAGGGAAGGAGGCAGAGGCCCUGAAGUCCCAGCUGGAGGAAGAGAGGAAGCUGGUGGCCCGGGUGCAGCAGGAGCUGGAGGAGCAGAGGAACCAGUUACUGCAGUUGAAAACCCAGCAGCCCUUGGAGAGGCUGGAAGAGAGGGAAGUGGUGGAGUUCUACCGGGACCCCCAGCUGGAAAGCAGCCUGUCCAGGGUGAACUCCCAGGUGGAAGAUGAGGGUAGGAAGCGGGCCGUCCUGCAAGCAGAGUUGGAGGUAGUGGCCCAGAAGGUCGUCCAACUGGAGAGCAAGAGGAGGGAUGUGCAGCCUCAUCUGCUGACCAAGGAGGUCACCCACAUCGAGCGGGACCCCGGCCUAGAAAGCCAAGUGUCCCAGCUCAGCAGUGAGGCCCAGCACCUGCGGGAAGAGAACAUUGCUGUCUUGGCCUGGCUGGAGGAGCUAAAGGAGGAGCUGCUGGCCCUUGAGCAGAAGGAGGCAAACGUGAAGGAAAAGGUCGUGGUGAAAGAAGUGGUCAAGGUGGAGAAGGACCUGGAGAUGGUCAAGGCAAUCCAGGCACUGAGGCUGCGGACUGAGGAGGAUGCUGCACAGAGGAAGGGGGCAGAGGCAGCCGUGACCAAGCUGCAGGCUCGCAUUAAAGACCUGGAGCGGGCAAUCAGUGCUGUGGAGCCUAAGGUGAUCGUGAAGGAGGUGAGGAAGGUGGAGCAGGACCCGGGCCUUCUCAAAGAGGUGUCCCAGCUGAGGAACCUUCUGGAGGAGGCGAGAAGUAAGAAUGAGACGCUGGCCCAGGAGCUGCAGGGAUUGCACAGCAAGCACAGCGUGGUAGAGAAGCAGAAGCCCAAAGUGGAAUUCCAGGAGCGUGUCCACGAGACCUUCCACGUGGCCCCGGAGACAGAGCAGGAGAUGGUUCGGCUCAGGGCUGAGCUGCAGGAGACCACCAGCAAGAGAGGCAGGGUGGAGGAAGAGGUGGGGCGGCUGCUGGCAGAGCUGGCUGUCCUGCGCACCCAGAAGCCCGAGGUGGAGUACAAGCAGGUGACACAGGAGGUGGUGAAGCACGAGAAGAGCCCUGAGGUGCUGCGGGAGAUCGAUCGCCUGAAGGCUCAGCUCAACGAGCUGGUCAACGGCAGCGGGCGGGCCCAGGAGCAGCUCAUCCGGCUGCAGGGGCAGCGCGACGAGUGGAGGCGGGAGCGGUCCAAGGUGGAGACCAAGACGGUGACCAAGGAGGUGGUGCGCCACCAGAAGGACCCCGUCCUGGAGAAGGAGGCUGCACGGCUCCGCCAGGAGGUGCGAGAAGCAGCUCAGAAGAGGCGCGCCACGGAGGAUGUUGUCUACGAGCUGCAGAACAAGUACCUGCUGCUGGAGAGGAGGCGGCCCGAGGAGAAGGUGGUGGUGCAGGAAGUGGUGGUCACCCAGAAGGACCCAAAGCUCCGCGAGGACCAUGGCCGGCUGAGCCGGAGUUUGGAUGAGGAGGUGGGCCGGCGGCGGCAGCUGGAGCGGGAGGUGCAGCAGCUGCGGGCCGGCGUGGAGGAGAAGGAGGGCCUGCUCAGCUUCCAGGAGGACCUCGGCAAGAAGCUGGCUGUGGAGAAGGAGCUGCGGCAGCUGACCUUGAGGAUCCAGGAGCUGGAGAGGCGGCCUCCUGCGGUGCAGGAGAAGAUCAUCAUGGAGGAGGUAGUCAAGCUGGAGAAAGACCCAGAUCUGGAGGAGUCCACGGAAGCCCUGCGGCAGGACCUGGACCAGGAGAAAACCCGGGUGAUGGAGUUGCAUCGGGAGUGCAAGAACCUGCAGGUCCAGAUCGACAUCCUCCAGAAAACCAAAUCUCAGGAGAAGACUAUCUACAAGGAAGUGAUCAGGGUAGAGAAAGACCGGGUGCUGGAGGGGGAGCGGUCCCGGGUGUGGGAGGCGCUCAACAGGGAGCGCGUGGCCCGGCAGAACCGGGAGAAGGAGGUGCUGCGCCUGCAGGAGCGGAUUGACAGGGCCGAAGCGCUGAGGAGGACCUGGUCCCGGGAGGAGGCUGAGCUCCAGAAGGCCCGUGACCAGGCCAGCCAGGAACACAGCCAGCUGCAGCAGGAGCUGCAGGAGCUAGAGAGGCAGAAGCAGCGAACAGUGCUGCAGCUGCAGGAGGAGUCCGAGCUGCUCAGUCAGAAGACGGAAAGCGAGCGGCAGAAGGCAGCCCAGCGGGACCAGGAGCUCUCGCAGCUCGAGGCAGCCGUCCUCCGCGAGAAAGACCAGAUUUACGAGAAGGAGCGGACCCUCAGGGACCUUCACACCAAGGUGAGCCGAGAGGAGCUCAACCAGGAGACCCAGACGCGAGAGACCAACCUGUCCACUAAGAUCUCCAUCUUGGAACCUGAGACAGGGAAGGACAUGUCCCCGUACGAGGCCUACAAGAGGGGUAUCAUCGAUCGAGGUCAGUACCUCCAGCUCCAGGAGCUCGAGUGUGACUGGGAGGAGGUCACCACCUCGGGACCCUGUGGAGAAGAGUCUGUUCUCCUGGACCGCAAGAGCGGGAGGCAGUACUCCAUCGGGGCCGCCCUGCGCUGCCGGCGCAUCUCCAAGGAGGAGUACCAUCUCUACAAGGACGGCCAGCUCCCCAUCUCCGAGUUUGCCCUGCUUGUGGCAGGGGAGACCAAGCCCUGCUCCUCCCUCUCCAUUGGCUCCAUCAUCUCCAAAUCCCCGCUUGCCUCCCCGGCCCCCCAGAGCACCAGUUUCUUCUGUCCCAGCUUCUCCCUUGGGCUCAGCGAUGACAGCUUCCCCAUUGCCGGGGUCUACGACACAACCACAGACAACAAAUGCACCAUCAAGAUGGCAGUGGCCAAGAACAUGCUGGACCCCAUCACUGGGCAGAAGCUGCUGGAGGCCCAGGCAGCUACGGGGGGCAUCGUGGACCUCCUCAGCUGGGAGCGCUACUCCAUACACAAGGCCCUGGAGAGGGGGCUGAUCGAGAACACCUCGACGCAGAGGCUGCUCAAUGCCCAGAAGGCCUUCACAGGCAUCGAGGACCCCAUCACCAAGAAGAGGCUGUCGGUGGGCGAGGCCAUCCAGAAGGGCUGGAUGCCCCGGGAGAGCGCGUUCCCGCACCUGCAGGCGCAGUACCUGACCGGCGGGCUCAUCGACCCCAGGAGGACAGGCCGCAUCCCGGUCCCCGAGGCUGUGCUGUCUGGGAUGAUCAGUGAAGAACUGGCGCAGCUCCUACAGGAUGAGGCCAGCUACGAGAAGGAUCUGACAGACCCCAUCUCCAAGGAGCGGCUGAGCUACAAGGAGGCCAUGGGACGUUGCCGGAAAGACCCCCUGAGUGGCCUGCUGCUCCUCCCAGCAGCGCUGGAGGGCUACCACUGCUACCGCACAGCCUCCCCCACCCUACAGCGCUCCCUGUGCUGAUGAGGCCACGCCACUCUCACUGGGGGCGUACGAGGGGGAGAGGUAGGGUGCUUGCACCCCUUGUCCCUGGGCAGUCUAAUCCGAGGGGCUGGGCCGUCCCUCUGUCUGAUCGCUGUUCCAUUAUUCAAGUCAGUGGUGUUGGGCUCCCUGCCCUAACGUUGAUGCCCAAUCCCUGCCCAGACCUGAAGUCCAGCAGACCUGAUUUUCCUCCCUCCCCCACCCCCUGCUUCCAAUAAACUGAUUCUGCCAGUGUUUCUUUCACA